Molecule: messenger RNA, 1277 nt
Organism: Chlorella variabilis
Lineage: Eukaryota; Viridiplantae; Chlorophyta; Trebouxiophyceae; Chlorellales; Chlorellaceae
Exons: 9
Coding region: 24-1202 (392 amino acids)
Cellular component (GO): chloroplast inner membrane
Molecular function (GO): phospholipid binding; lipid carrier activity
Source: RefSeq, a predicted model, not a curated record
CGAUCUGAGUGAGAGGGCUCGGGAUGAGGAGAUGGCUGCAGCACCAGCCCAGGCUCCCUCCCUCCUGUAGCCCAACCUACAGCAGCUGCAUGCUCAGAGUACCAGCGCAACACCGCAUCUCGCGGCGCUUGCCUCCCCAGCUCAUCGGCGGCGGCUGGCGGCAGCCGACGCCCCCCUUGCGGCGCACUCGUGUAGUCGCCAGCAGCGACCGGCAGGUGCCCGCAGCGGCCAGCAGCAACAGCCAAAGCGACGAUGAGCAGCAGGCCAAGCCGGGCCUCUUUGUCAACAUCCUCAAGCCGUUGCGCGACUUUGGCAUCGGCCGCACGAGCAUGGUGCAGGGCAGCGUCGGGCUGUUUGUGUUCUCAGGCAUAGGAUUCGCGCUCAUGCUGAUCGCGUGGGCACGUGGCGGGCAGCUGGGCAGGCGCGGCCAGGGCUACCAGGCAAUCCUGGAGUUCCCUGUGGCGUGUGGCAUCACGGUGGGCACGCCCGUGCGCAUCCGUGGCGUGCCGGUAGGCGGCGUGCUGUCGGUGCAGCCCAGCCUUGAGAAGGUGGAUGUGCUGGUAGAGAUGAAGGACUCCACCACCGUCAUCCCCCGCAACUCGCUCAUCGAGGCCAACCAAAGCGGGCUGAUUGCAGAGCCGCUGAUUGACAUCACGCCGCAGACACCCGUGCCGCAGUAUCAGGCCAACCCACUUGACGAGGACUGCGAGAAAGAGGGGCUGGUCGUGUGCCACCAGGGGCGCAUCCGUGGCGAGCGAGGCGUGGCGCUGGACGACCUGGUCUACCUGUGCACCAAGAUUGCGAGGCAGAUGGACACCCAGGGCGUGGACCGCGUGUUUGAGGCGAUGGAGUCGGCCAGGGCAGCCAUAGAGGAUGCCAAGCCGCUGCUGUCACAAGCGGUCAAGCUGAGCGACGAGAUCCUUCCGCUGCUGACUGAGCUGCGGGCCGGCAAUCUGGUUGGGAACGUGGAGGCCCUGACCCAGGUGGCAGCGGAGGCCGCGGCAGACAUUCAGCGGCUGCAGACCGAGGUGCUCACGGAGAAUAAUGUCAAGGCGCUGCGGGAGAGCGUGCAGACGCUGACCAAGACGUUGCACCACAUUGAGCGCAUCACGGGGGACCUGGGCGGGCUGACGGGCGAUACGCGCGUCACAAACCACCUCAAGCAGCUCAUCGAGGCAUUGAGCCGCAUAGUGGUGGACUGAAUGGGUCUCGUCGCGGUUUAUGGGUACUCCACUCUGCCGGGCCUCCGCUCGCCCUCCUUGUAAAUGAUCGCAAUC